AUUGAAUUCAUAACAAUUUACCAAACUUCAAAUACAUUAAAAUCACUGUUAAAAAUAAAUCCUAUAGCACCAUAUAUACAAUUGACGGAUCCAUAUUCUUGCUUCAUCUUCCACUUCAAGUUUUCAGCAACAAUGGCAGAACUCAUCAUCGUUGACUUUCAAAACAUAUCUAUCUUCAUCCUCUUAUGUCUCUUCUCAUUCCUUUGUUACGCUCUCUUCUUCAAGAAACCAAAAGGCUUUGACCUGCCUCCGAGCCCUCCUUCUCUACCAAUCAUCGGUCAUCUUCACCAUCUUCUCUCAUCAUCUCUACCACACAAGUCCUUUCAAAAACUCUCCUUCAAGUAUGGACCUCUUCUCCAUCUCCGCAUCUUUAAUUUCCCCAUGGUCCUCGUCUCAUCAGCCUCAAUGGCCUACGAGGUCUUCAGGACAAACGACGUAAACGUCUCGUAUCGCUUUGUCCCAGUCAACAAAGACUCUCUAGUGUUCGGAUCUUCAGGAUUCGUAACCGCUCCUUAUGGAGAUUACUGGAAGUUCAUGAAGAAGCUCAUAUCCACGAAACUACUCCGACCACAUGCACUCGAGCUGUCGAAAGGUAACCGUGCAGAGGAGCUACGUCGGUUUUGCCUUGAUCUGCAAGGUAAGGCGAGGAAGAAGGAGAGCGUUGAGAUCGGUAAAGUAGCACUAAAGCUCACUAACAACAUCAUAUGUAGGAUGAGCAUGGGAAGGAGUUGUUCAGAGAAGAACGGUGUAGCGGAGAGAGCAAGGGAAUUGGUUAACAAAUCCUUUGCCUUAUCAGUGAAGCUCUUCUUUUCAAACAUGUUCAGAAAAGAUAUAAUGGGAGUUUCUCGUGAAUUCGACGAGUUUCUUGAGAGGAUUCUAGUGGAACACGAGGAGAACCUUGAGGGGGAUCAAGAUAGGGACAUGAUUGAUCAUUUGUUGGAAGCUUAUAGAAACGAAGAAGCAGAAUAUAAGAUCACUAGAAAACAGAUCAAGUCUUUAAUUGUGGAAAUUUUUCUUGGAGGCACUGACAGCUCGGCGCAGACGAUACAAUGGACUAUGGCGGAGAUACUUAACAACCCCGGCGUUCUCGAGAAAUUAAGAGCAGAAAUCGAUUCCGUUGUGGGGGGAAAAAGGUUGAUUCAAGAAUCAGAUCUUCCAAACCUCCCUUAUUUGCAAGCUGUUGUUAAAGAAGGGCUAAGAUUGCAUCCCUCGGCUCCUGUCUUGUUAAGGGUAUUUGGAGAAAGUUGCGAGGUCAAAGAGUUCUACGUACCGGAGAAAACAACACUUGUUGUUAAUCUCUAUGCUGUGAAUAGAGAUCCUGAUUCUUGGGAAGAUCCUGAUAUGUUUAAGCCAGAGAGGUUUUUAGUUUCUUCGAUAUCAGGAGAUGAAGAAAAGAUAAGAGAGCAAGCCGUGAAGUAUGUUACUUUUGGAGGUGGAAGGAGGACAUGUCCCGCGGUAAAACUAGCUCAUAUCUUUAUGGAAACUGCGAUUGGAGCGAUGGUGCAGUGUUUUGACUGGAGAAUUAAAGGAGAGAAAGUAUACAUGGAAGAGGCUGUUUCAGGACUUAGUUUGAAAAUGGCUCAUCCGCUUAAGUGCACUCCUGUUGUUCGGUUCGACCCUUUCAGCUUUUGAUUUACAUAAUCCAAGUUCGGUGACUUGUUAAGAUCAAAGACGUUUUACUAUGUUAGUUGUGCUUGUUGUAUUUCAAAGUCAAGUAUGUAAGAAUAUUUUAUGUUUAUAUGUAAGUUAUGUCUAAUAAAAUAAUAAAGAUCACGU
Messenger RNA from Arabidopsis thaliana (thale cress), 1776 nucleotides. RefSeq names its product cytochrome P450, family 705, subfamily A, polypeptide 12 (gene CYP705A12). The transcript is spliced from 2 exons. Gene Ontology annotation, cellular component: membrane. The record is from RefSeq and is marked reviewed. The coding region runs from base 133 to 1632 and encodes 499 amino acids. Gene Ontology annotation, molecular function: oxidoreductase activity, acting on paired donors, with incorporation or reduction of molecular oxygen; iron ion binding; monooxygenase activity. NCBI's taxonomy places the organism in Eukaryota, Viridiplantae, Streptophyta, Magnoliopsida, Brassicales, Brassicaceae.